AUGGCGCGUCGUCGGCGCGUCGAAAAGCCUGCUCAAGUGGAGGAGGAGGAAGAGGAGCAAGUCGUUGAGCGGGAAGACGAGCAAGACCACGAAGAAGAACAACGCGAAGAGCGCGAUCAUGACUCGGAGAAUGAGGAGGAGGGCGAGCAGCGCAGCUUGACUUUCGACGAAGAAAUUUCCUGGAAACCCGCCAAGCCAAUUCCUACGAGCACUCUGAUAAAACGACUCGAUAAAUUAUCCAAGGAACUCUCCGAUCUCGAUCAAGGCGCCGCCGACCUAGAUUCCAUCCAGCAUGUGGCCAAACAAUUAGGACACCGUAACCUACUACAGCACAAGGAUGGCGGUGUCAAGGCAUACACAGCAUGCUGCCUAGUCGACAUUCUUCGACUCUUUGUUCCCGAUGCUCCUUUUACUGACGACCAAAUCAAAAUGAUAUUCACCUUGUUCAUCAAGGAUAUCCUACCGGCUCUGCACGAUCCCACAAAUCCAUAUGACAGCCAGCACAAAUACGUUUUGGCAUCUCUUACGGAAGUCAAGAGUAUUUUGCUCCUCCACCAAAUCUCAAAUGCUGACGAUUUACUGUUAAGGCUCUUUAACAGCACAUUUGACGGAGUGUCGGCGUCUGGUUCUAGAGCAGCGUCUGAGGAACAGGUCGCUAAAGAUGUUGAGAUUCACCUGACAGAAAUGCUAAUGCAGUUGAUUGACGAGGCCGAGAGUGUGUCAGCUUCUGUUGUCGACGCGAUUAUCAGUCAGUUUCUGAGAGCUGCCCCCCCCGGUGGAAGUCGACAUAAAGGACAGAACGGGAAUCAAUCCACUCUUCUUAUCAAGGAAGAACCACCAGCAUAUGUCAUGGCGAAAAAUAUAUGCAAUGGGUGUUCCGACAAAAUGGCACGUUACGUAAGUCAAUACUUCAGUGACGUUAUCCUUAACGCCUCCGGCUUCGCUACGAAAUCCAAUGUGCAGCGACAUCCGGAUGAUUCUGAUGAUGAAGACGGGACUCUUGGCCCAUCAGAGGCAGAUCUGAGGAGUCUCCGUCAAGCCCAUCUACUCAUCCGCGAACUGUGGCGAGCCGCCCCUACAGUUCUUUCCAAUGUGGUACCCCAGCUCGAUGCUGAGCUUUCAGCCGAUAAUGUGCAUCUUCGUCAAAUCGCCACAGAGACGAUUGGUGAUAUGGUUUCAGGUAUUGGCGCAGCAGGACCACCACCUCCUCCUUCGUUGGAACCAGCGGCUUAUCCACCCAUAAAAUUACUGGACGAUACUCCCCCAGCCGUCGAGAACGUCUUGACAAAACCUUAUUCUCCUCAAUCUUUUGCUCAAACACAUCAUGCCGCCUAUCGCAACUUCGUUGGGAGAAAGAACGAUAAGGCCGCCAUCAUUCGUGCGGCCUGGAUCUCUGCUGCCGGUUAUAUAUUGGCCACGUCUGCAGGGGGCAUUGGUCUCAGCCGUGAGGAGGAGAAUGAGCUCAUCAAGGCACUCUACGAAAAGCUCAAUGACAGCGAAGAAAAAGUUCGGUUGGCUGCAGUGCAGGCAGUCGAGCUGUUCGACUUCCGUGACAUCGUUCUGAAACUUGGAGCUCUCGGAGGUGUAGAGAAGACUGGCUCAAUAUUUGCCAGUUUGGCGGAUCGAUCUCGUGAUAAGAAGCCUGCCGUACGUGUUGAAGCCAUGGUUCUACUGGCAAAGUUGUGGUCAGUUGGUGCUGGAGAGAUUGCCGAUGGGCAAGAGGCUGUCAUAUCCUGCUUAGGCGGUGUGCCUUCCCGUAUCCUCAAUGUGUGGUAUGUCGGCGAUGAGGAUCUCAUCAUUCUUCUUGAACGGGUCAUGUUCGAGUGUUUGGUCCCUUUGAAGUAUCCCUUCAUAAAAGGCGCAAAAUCAAAGGCGGCCUCUCAGUCACAGACGGCCAAUAGCCAGUCAGAUCAGGACAAGAUUCGCGCAGAGAGGAUCCUACUGUUGCUUAAGUCACUGGAUGCGUCGGCCAAGAGGGCUUUUUUCAUUAUGCAAGCCCGUCAGCCCCAAGUUGCCAAGGGAGUUGAAGUGUUGAUUCAACAGUGCGAAGCCUAUAACGGUGGGGUGAUCAAUGCGAACGAGGAAAAGGUCAAAGCCGCCUUGAGCAAGACCUUCCAGUGGUUCUGUGCGUUUUUCCCGGAUCCGCUCAAGGUCCGUAACGAUCUCCAGAAGUUCGCAAAACUCAACGAUCGUCGUUGUUACCAGCUUCUCAAGUUCAUUAUCGCAUCCGAUACCGAAUAUCUCCAUGUUCGAAGAGCCAUUAAGGAGUUGAUUGCCAAGGUCCAAAGUAACUCAGGGUCGGCGAGCUGUUUGGAUACCCUCAUCCCUCUAAUUUACCGGGCCGGCUCUUUGAUGUACAAUCGGAGUCACUUGUCUACGAUUAUGGACUACUCCAAGAAUGACAAAGCUGGAUUCUCUACAAUUGCCCAUGAGAUCUUAAAUGAUAUAUCACAGCGAAAUCCUGCGCUUUUCAAGGCUCAUUCGGACAAUCUCAGAAAGGAGAUCAUCAGUCAAGCACCGUCAGGCAGCCAGCCUAACGAGCCCGCCAUGGUGGAUAUUCUCAAGGCAUACUCGUCCUAUUCCAAAAGAUAUCCCCAGGAAAUUACCUAUGACAAGAAGUUCAUACAGGUUCUUAUGGAUUACGCCUUAUGCGGUGUUCCUGCCAGGAGUGCCAAGUAUGCAGUCAACAUUCUGCUUGCUAAGAACGAUGACAAGAGUAAAGUUACUGCCACUGCUCUUCUGCAAAGAAUCAUGAAGGACUUCAAGUAUGGCUCGCCGCAUUUCUUGACGAGAUUGGCUGCAGUCAGCCAGCUUGAGCGCCUAGCACCAACAGUAACUCUGGACUUUGAUGAGACAAUCAACGACCUGACGAUCAAGCAGAUUCUGCGUCAAGUACGUACCGAUGACAAAAACCCUGAGGUUUCAUGGGUCGAGGAUGAGGACCUGAAUGAGGAACUACAAGCGAAAUGCCUUGCCAUGAAGACGCUGGUCAAUCAAGCGCUUGCCAAUCAGGACGACGAUGACUCCCUGACUCGAGUGAAACUGGUCUUUAAACUCCUGAAAGAAUUUGUGGUACAAGAAGGAGAGUUUUGCAAAGUCAAGGAUACUCCAUUGGCUCACAAAAAACGACUCAGACUUCUUGCUGGAAUUCUGAUCCUGAAACUAUGUACUGUCAAAAAGUACGACGACGAGUUUGAUCCCGCUAGUUUCAACAAGCUUGCAGAGCUCGUGCAAGACACGGAACUUGAGGUUCGUCGACAUUUCAUGGAGAAAUUACAAAGCUACAUCACUCAGGGAAGAUUACGGGCAAGAUUUUACACAAUGCUCUUCUUGGCUGCUUUCGAGCCAGCAGCAGAACUCAAAAGCCGGGUAGAAACCUGGUUGAGAUCCAGAGCACGACUCUUUGCUCAAAACAAGACUCACGUACUCGAGGCCAUGAUGAGCCGUUUCAUUCCUCUACUCGCUCACCAUCCUGACUACAGCUCUGACGUUGAUGACCUGGCUGAUUUCGCCAACUAUUUCGUUUUUUAUCUUAAUACUUGUGCGACAGAAGAGAACAUUUCAUUGAUCUACAAGUACGCUGAGCGUGUCAAGCAAACGCGCGAUGCACUGAACCCCGAGGCUAGCGAGCGGAUGUACGUGCUGGCUGAUAUUGCAAUGGCAGUCACACGCAAGUGGCAAGAGAGGAAGAACUGGGUUUUCCAGGCUUAUUCCGGCAAUGUUGGCCUGCCAAACGGUCUUGUGCAAAGCUUGCCCUCGAGUAGUGUUGCCCAUGAGAUUGCGCAGAAGCAAUAUAUACCUGAAGAGCUGGACGAGAAGUUGGACGAACUGCUCAAAGCUGCCGAUCGCAAGAAGAAACGAAAAUCAACGGGAGAAAAGCAGGAUCCUCCAGCAAAGAGGGCGAGAACUCAAAUCAAGACAGUCAUCCGAGAGAAGCGUGAUAGCAGGCCCAAAAAGGUCUCGAAAGCUAGGAAAUCCAAGCCAGUCAAAGACACACCACCGCCUUCAGAACGUCGUCGCAGUGGUAGAGCUCAUAAGGUGUCUGUCUAUACAGAGCGAGAAGACGAGGAAGACGAGGAGGAAAUGCUGGAGGGCGUGGCCGACUGGGAAUAUCCAGAGAAUGAUAGUGAAGGUGGCGAGGCUAGUUCAGGCGACGAUGAAUCAGAGCUUUCGGAUGCUCCCCCAGAGGAAGAUGAAAAUGGCGAUAGUAAUAAGGCAUCGGACAACGACGAGCCUCUGGAGCCGGAAGCGGAUAAGCCCGAAGAAGCCCAAUCCAACGGAAGAAACACAGCUCCGGCACUGAAGAGCAGGGGUGCGUCUAAGCCAGCUGUCAAGGCUAGUGUUCUUGCAGAGGUAAAACGAUCAACAAGGUCGACGAGGACACGACGAGGCAAGGGCACAGACGAUAUGGAAAUUGAUACUGAUGAGUAA
Molecule: messenger RNA, 4431 nt
Organism: Fusarium subglutinans
Lineage: Eukaryota; Fungi; Ascomycota; Sordariomycetes; Hypocreales; Nectriaceae
Product: sister chromatid cohesion PDS5
Exons: 3
Coding region: 1-4431 (1476 amino acids)
Biological process (GO): mitotic sister chromatid cohesion; DNA repair
Cellular component (GO): nucleus; chromatin
Source: RefSeq, a predicted model, not a curated record